This is a messenger RNA of Vigna umbellata (rice bean), 2112 nucleotides long. It is a transcript of the gene MAP65-1, whose product is annotated as microtubule-associated proteins 65-1. Gene Ontology annotation, biological process: cytokinesis by cell plate formation; microtubule cytoskeleton organization. NCBI's taxonomy places the organism in Eukaryota, Viridiplantae, Streptophyta, Magnoliopsida, Fabales, Fabaceae. Gene Ontology annotation, cellular component: cytoplasm; spindle. Gene Ontology annotation, molecular function: microtubule binding. The record is from RefSeq and is a predicted model, not a curated record.
CUUAUUAUUAUAUGCACACGCUACACAACAAAACCUCACUCUCUCUCUCACACACUCUUUCAGAACUCACUCACUCACUCAUUCGCGUUCUGUUUCAGAUCUGAAGCGACAUAACCCUAAGCUUCAAGCGGCGGCUAGGUUGCUUUGGAACAUCAAUGGCAGUGACAGAGGCUCAAAAUCCUCUUCUUGGGGAAAACACCUGUGGUUCCUUGUUAAAAAAGCUGCAGGAAAUAUGGGAUGAGGUUGGUGAGAGUGAUGAGCAACGAGACAAAAUGCUUCUUCAGUUAGAACAGGAAUGCUUGGAUGUGUACAAGAGAAAGGUUGAGCAGGCUGCGAAAUCAAGGGCACAGUUACUUCAAGCUUUGUCAGAUGCUAAGCUUGAGCUUUCCAGUCUUCUAUCAGCACUUGGAGAAAAGAGCUUUGCUGGAAUUCCUGAGAACCCUUCUGGAACUAUCAAAGAACAGCUUGCAGCUAUAGCACCUGUUCUUGAACAGUUAUGGCAACAAAAGGAAGAAAGAAUUAAGGAGUUCUCUGAUGUACAGUCCCAGAUCCAACAAAUAUGUGGAGAGAUAGCUGGGAACUUAAACCUUAGUGAUGCUUCGCCUGCUGUUGACGAGUCUGACCUCUCCCUCAAGAAAUUAGAUGAAUAUCAAUCUGAGCUACAAGAACUUCAAAAGGAAAAGAGUGAGAGAUUGCACAAGGUUCUUGAAUUUGUGAGUACUGUGCAUGAUCUAUGUGCUGUCCUUGGCAUGGACUUCUUCAGUACUGUAACGGAGGUACAUCCAAGCCUAAAUGAUUCUACUGGUGUUCAAUCCAAGAGCAUAAGUAACGACACCCUAGCUAGGUUGGCCAAGACUGUCUUAACGCUGAAAGAAGAUAAAAAACAGAGGCUGCAGAGGCUUCAAGAAUUAGCUUCUCAAUUGAUUGAUCUUUGGAAUCUAAUGGACACUCAUCCAGAGGAAAGGAGUCUAUUUGACCAUGUUACCUGUAAUAUGUCAGCUUCUGUUGAUGAAGUCACUGUCCCUGGUGCUCUUGCUUUGGAUCUGAUUGAGCAGGCUGAAGUGGAAGUUGAGAGACUUGAUCAGCUGAAAGCCAGUAGGAUGAAGGAAAUUGCUUUCAAGAAGCAAACGGAGCUUGAAGAGAUAUUUGCCCGUGCUCAUGUAGAAAUAGACCCAGAUGCUGCACGGGAGAAGAUUAUGGCAUUGAUUGAUUCAGGAAACGUUGAACCAGCUGAAUUACUGGCUGACAUGGACAAUCAGAUAGCAAAAGCAAAAGAAGAAUCUUUAAGUCGAAAAGAUAUAUUGGACAAGGUUGAAAAAUGGAUGUCAGCAUGUGAAGAGGAGAGUUGGCUUGAAGACUAUAAUCGGGAUGAUAACAGGUAUAAUGCAAGCAGAGGUGCACACUUAAACCUCAAACGUGCAGAGAAAGCUCGGAUAUUGGUCAACAAAAUUCCAGCUUUGGUCGAUACAUUAGUUGCUAAAACUCGUGCAUGGGAAGAAGAUCAUGGCAUGUCAUUCACAUAUGAUGGCGUUCCUCUUCUUGCCAUGUUAGAUGAAUAUGCCAUGCUCAGGCAUGAACGGGAAGAGGAAAAACGGAGGAUGAGGGAUCAGAAAAAGCACCACGAGCUACGAAACACAGAACAAGAAGCCAUCUUUGGCUCAAGACCCAGUCCUGGUAGGCCAGUUAGUUCUGGUAAGGUAGGAGGUACUCGUGCUAAUGGAGGAGCUAAUGGUACACCAAACCGACGGCUGUCACUUAAUGCUCAUCAAAACGGAAGCAGGUCCACAACAAAAGAUGGAAAAAAAGACAUCAGACCAGUUGCUCCUGUGAAUUAUGUGGCCAUAUCAAAAGAAGAUGCUGCUUCCCAUGUUUCUGGUACCGAACCAAUCCCGGCAUCACCCUAAUAAUGAGAUCUUCAUUAUCAACCCUACAAUUUCAUCUUUGUAGCAUGAUCAAAUACUAGUUACUGCUUUAGGAAUUAUAAUAUGGAGUGACAAGUAAUUAGAGAGGAACUGUUUUGAGCUGUGUAUGUUCAAUUUGCCAUUUGGAGGUUUUCUCAAUACAUGUGCCCUUUAAUAUGAAAAUAUAGUGCUAUUCUUGCCUUUCUCCAAA